Messenger RNA from Hippoglossus stenolepis (Pacific halibut), 1391 nucleotides. It is a transcript of the gene sdhb, whose product is annotated as succinate dehydrogenase complex, subunit B, iron sulfur (Ip). NCBI's taxonomy places the organism in Eukaryota, Metazoa, Chordata, Actinopteri, Pleuronectiformes, Pleuronectidae. Gene Ontology annotation, cellular component: mitochondrial membrane. Gene Ontology annotation, biological process: tricarboxylic acid cycle; aerobic respiration; respiratory electron transport chain. The transcript is spliced from 8 exons. The coding region runs from base 85 to 936 and encodes 283 amino acids. The record is from RefSeq and is a predicted model, not a curated record. Gene Ontology annotation, molecular function: 2 iron, 2 sulfur cluster binding; electron transfer activity.
AAGCGCCACGGCGAGAGCAGUGACGCGGCCGCGGUGGAUGCUGGGAUAGCAGGCGCUGUCGGUGGAGGUCAGAGAAACUCCAAAAUGGCUGCUGUUUGUUUCACGUCCUUGAGCCGCUGCGGCGUUGUGGCGUGUCGUUCCCCCGCAGGACUGGUGGCGGUGCGGUACGCCCAAACAGCAGCGGCUCCGGCAGCUCAGCCCAGAAUAAAGAAGUUCCAGGUGUACAGAUGGGACCCAGACACUCCAGGGGACAAACCCCGCAUGCAGACCUACGAGAUAGACCUCAACACUUGUGGUCCAAUGAUUCUCGAUGCACUGAUCAAGAUCAAGAAUGAGAUGGACUCCACUCUGACCUUUCGCCGCUCCUGCAGAGAAGGUAUCUGUGGGUCCUGUGCAAUGAACAUUAAUGGAGGAAAUACACUCGCUUGUCUCAACAAGAUUGACACUAACAUUAGCAAGCCAACCAAGAUUUACCCUCUGCCACACAUGUAUGUGGUCAAAGACCUGGUACCCGACAUGAGUAACUUCUACGCACAGUACAAGGCCAUUGAACCCUACCUGAAGAAGAAGGACGAGUCAAUGGAGGGGAAAGAGCAGUACCUGCAGUCUGUAGAGGACCGACAGAAACUGGAUGGCCUGUAUGAGUGUAUCCUGUGUGCCUGCUGCAGCACAAGCUGCCCAAGUUACUGGUGGAAUGGUGACAAAUACCUUGGACCUGCUGUGCUGAUGCAGGCGUAUCGUUGGAUGAUUGAUUCACGAGACGAGUUCACAGAGGAGCGUCUGUCCAAGCUGCAGGAUCCUUUCUCCCUCUACCGCUGCCACACUAUCAUGAACUGCACCAAGACCUGCCCCAAGGGGUUGAACCCAGGAAAAGCGAUUGCUGAGAUCAAGAAGAUGAUGGCAACAUACAAGGAGAAGGCAGCUGCUGUCGUUUGAAACCUCCGCUUCAGCGUCCUUUUUCUAUAACUUUUCCCUCCAUGAUAUAAAUUGUAUAUUAAUUAAGAAUUCUUAAAUGGUCUGAAGGGCCAGUGCACCAGUCAGCUCAACCACCACCACCACCACCACACCCUGGGUCAACUAAUAGAAGUGAGUGAGUGUGUGUGUGUGUGGUUGGAGGACUUGGUGUUAUAAACGCACAUGUACAGUAUGAAUGCAGAUGAGAGAGUGUGUAUUAGUCUGUACCACAUCAUUGGUAUUUAUCUCCAGUUCCACUGUGUGUUUGUUUGUGCUCUUGAGAGAAACGAUGCUGCAUAGCAAAGUAAAAACAUUUGUGUAUCUUUCUUUUAUGGCUUAUUGCUUCUCAGGUUAGCAGCCCAGUGUUUAACUUCAUUCAGAUCUUCCAACACACCAACUUGUCCUUGUUUUGAUGGAAAAUAAAUAGUCAAAAUGCC